AAAAAAAAACAUAAACUCUCUAACUAUAUUACACAUAAAUGUUAAAACAAUCACUUUUUUUUUAGAAUCACACAGUAAGCAUAAGCACAUUUGGAUGUCAAGUCUCAACCAAUGUUUCGUCUCAUCACCAAAAGCGAAGCUCUAGAAUGAUUGUCAACAACUUACUCUUAUGGGAUUGCCAAGGGUUCAAGCAUGUUAUUGAUCUCAAUGGCACAAUAAGCAUUGGUGAAGAGCAGUUAGUUGAUGUGAAAAGGUUAACACUCAAUAGUUUACCUGAGUUGGUGCUUCUAUGGAACAAGAAUCUUCAUGAAAUUGGGAGCCUUCGAAGCUUAAAGGCACUAAUUAUUGAAAACUGUUCUCAUCUAAGAAGUUUGUUUACGCAUUCCAUGGCCACGGCUCUUCAACACUUAGAAAUGUUAUCAGUGAGAUCUUGUGAAAUGAUGGAAGAGAUUAUUAUUAUUAUUGAAGAGAAUAAUAUUAAUUUUGUAGGAGAAGAGAAGGCAACUUGCCAUAUUGAGUUUCCAAAAUUAGAAGUGUUGAUUCUAUUUGACCUACCAAGCCUCAAAAACUUUUGCAACGAUGAAAGAGGUUCAUUUAGCUUUUCAUCAUUGUGUAGUAUUGACGUGCAGCGUUGCCCAAAGAUGAAAACCUUUGCUUCUGGACAAAUUUCCUUGCCGCAAGGGAUGAUACAAGCCAGGGUAGGAGAUGAAAUGAUUGAAAUCACAAAUCUUAAUGCAUUUUUUGAGUCCAGGAAUGAGAAUAACAACCGCAUGAUGAUAACCAUAAACUGGGGAGAUGACUAUGACGAGGGUGAAUAUGACUCCGAUGUUGAUAUUUAGAGUGAAGAUGAUUGAUGUUGAUAUUGCAGAGUUGUGCUAAUCUCUAGGCAUCAAGGGGUAUUCAAAAAGAUACAUUUUCCAAUUGGAUACUUAAGAGGAACCAGAGGCGUAGACGCAGUUUACCAAGGUGAGGGGAGAUGUUGAAGUCGAUCAAUUAGUAGCAGGAAAGGUGUAGAAAAAAUAAGGAGGUUUGCCUAUUGCUAUAGUUGCAAUUGGGAGUUGCAUGAAAGGGUGAGGAAGCUCAAUGCUCUAGUCUUGACGAAUUAGAGAAUUCCCCGGUAAAAUUGUAGAAGUUGAGGAUGCAAAGUCAUGCUUCUUGCUCAAGUCUAGUCUUUGUUCGGAGAAGAUGCCAAAAUUUAUUCUAUAUAUUGAUGAUUUGGCCAGAUAUGUCUUGGCCUUGAGGUUGUAAGAAUUUUGAAGUACAAGCUAUGGUUAAUCUUUCCUAAAAAGAUUUUGGUUGUUGCUAAAUGGAAACAGAAAUGAGCUUUCAAAUAUCAAUGAUGCUUACUUACAAGAACA
This is a messenger RNA of Diospyros lotus (date-plum), 1358 nucleotides long. RefSeq lists its product as uncharacterized. Lineage: Eukaryota; Viridiplantae; Streptophyta; Magnoliopsida; Ericales; Ebenaceae. The record is from RefSeq and is a predicted model, not a curated record. The coding region runs from base 147 to 839 and encodes 230 amino acids. The transcript is spliced from 2 exons.